AUGGAAUGUCAGCCAAGCGAUAGUAAAAAAUUAUUUAAAGUUUUUGAUGCAUCAAAACGUAAACGCACGAGGAAAAAACGUGACGGAGAUGAUAGUAACUCGAUGGCUACAGAUGAUUCUACGGGCGGCUGUCAAGGUAAUGGGCGUAGGGUUAGCUCUGCUAAAACGAGUCUUCAGGAUAUCUCUGCGGUUCAAGGUGUUGAAGGGAAGCAAGAGAAUGUUAAUAAAAGGGAAAGAGACAGUAGCCCGUCUAUGACUCGGUCGCCAGUUGAAGUACAUCGACCGCGGUCUCCGCGUCGCCAUCGACGUAUUGCAAGAGAAGGUAUAUCUUUGGCUCUAAAAGCUGGUCUGGUGUCGACGCCUCGAUCUAUAUCGCCUAAUCCUCAGGAAGGAGAAGAUGCUAUUGGCUCUGUUCCUAAAGAUCAAGAUUCAUUUAUUUACGCUUUCUUGGAAGAAGCUAUAAAACGGGAUAAGAAAAAGCAUCGUCACACCAAAAGACACGAAGAACGUGACGUAUCCCAAAUAAGGGAGCGUCAGCACCACCAUAGGCGUCAUCGGGACAACGAGACUAGAGAUCGUGAUAAAUUAAAUAAAUAUGAAGCUCCUAAAAUUGAUCAAGCAACACUAUUUGAAACUUUUGCAAAAUUGUGUGCCCAGAUGAAUCAAAAAUCUCCGCUCUAUGCAAACGCCAAUGAUGUACCGCGAUCUCAAAGUCAUAAAUCCUUACAAUGUGAAGUUGUAUCUAGACGGGAAUCUUUUGAAGCUGAUCAAAGACCUAUUCAACUUCGCAGUCGAGAUCUCUCCAGAGACAAUAUGUCACCGUCCAGGAUGCGCAGCCACGAUCAUUUUAAUAAUCGAAUUAGAAGUCAUGAUAAUAUAGCUGUUACAAAUAACAAUAGAAAUGAAAAAUGUGGUUGUUGCGAGCCCUAUGAUAAGCAACAACCAAAAUAUUCUAGUAAAACUAAUGUAGCGCCGGGAAAAUACUACGAUGAUGAUAGAUAUCAUGACUGCCCGCCGCAAACUACCCCCACCAGAAGUUGCCUUAACGGACAUUACAAAACUCGCGCACCAGAUCGGAGAGAUAUAAGGGAUUACGACGACCAACGACGAAAAUAUGACGAAAGACGAAGACUGUGUGAACAGAAAGCUAGCAGAAGUUUUGAAAUACAUAGAGAUGGUUACGUAGAAGAUGAGAGGAGUUAUCGCAGAACAGCUAGAAGCGACGGCGUUAAAGAUAAACGUUAUGAUGAAAGAGAUUAUAAAGAUAGAAAAUAUGAGGAUCGAGGUAGAGACAAGUAUUACGAAGAAAAAGAAAAAAAUUAUGCUUCAUUACCAGCUAAAGAUCGUCGAUCGAGACGUAAUUUGGAAAGAUUUGAGAAUAUGUCUAUAGCGUCAAGAGAUGAUAACUACAGAGAUAGAGAUCGUGAUAGAGACAGGUAUUCCGAAAGAGAAAGAGAUUCUGGGUUAAGUGUAGCCGAUGGUGAGACCAGUACUGUUAGUGGAAGAAGUAAUUAUUUACGUGUUGUUAAACAAGAAAUCUCAGAACAACGAGAGGCUAUGGACAAAAUGAUGAAAUUAUGGAAAGAAUUGAUGCGUUGUUUCAAAGGAGUUUCGCAAGUUCAAGGCACAGAUAAAACCAAUGAAACAGCAGCGAGUAUGCGCGACUCGGCCGCGGCUCAGUUGCGUCUGUGGCGCGAGUGUAUGCGUCGCUAUGAGACGGUCGCGAGGGACGUGGGCGACACCGACGCCAGGCUUAUGGAAGAAAUAAAUAAACAGCGCUCGGAAAUGACUGAAAUGGCUAAUAUGUGGCAGGAGUGUUUACAGCGAUACAGAGAUAUGAGCAACGACUUUAACAACUUAAAGCAACAGUUGGCGACAUCAGAAAGUCCAACACGUAUGGCGGCGCCGCCGCUUGUGUGCGCAGAGGGCGAAGGACCGCCCGCCGCCCCGCAUUAUCGAAUGCCAUAUAAUUAUCCACCUAUGCCACCAAUUCCACCUGGAUACCCAGGGGGUUCCCCCUUAAGGUCUCGGGUCUCGGCACCACCAGCGUGGUGGUGGACGGGCGAAGGUCAGCCAGAGUCCCCUAGGCGGAGAUCUUCACCGGAUUCACGAGGAUCCAGGGAUAGACGGCAUCGGCACAAGGAUAGAGAUCGUGACGAUUCGAGAUAUAAAGAGAAAUCUAAGCCCAGUGGUGCCCGCUCGGAACACAGACACAGAAAACGA
Messenger RNA from Brenthis ino (lesser marbled fritillary), 2223 nucleotides. The record is from the annotation of a GenBank genome assembly. Lineage: Eukaryota; Metazoa; Arthropoda; Insecta; Lepidoptera; Nymphalidae.